This is a messenger RNA of Anopheles nili, 1968 nucleotides long. RefSeq lists its product as uncharacterized. The transcript has 2 exons. Lineage: Eukaryota; Metazoa; Arthropoda; Insecta; Diptera; Culicidae. The annotation marks the transcript as partial. The record is from RefSeq and is a predicted model, not a curated record.
AUGUGUGCUGUUAGCCAUCUAGGAACAUUCCUUGUGGUGAUCCUAUCGUUCGGAACCAUAAUCGGGGCCACGUAUCUUGAGCGUCCAUUAUGGCUGGCGGAUAAGGGCAAACCAAUGACUGCCCCAUUCGCCUACGGUGAUUUGUUCGCCCGUCAGGGCCAGUUGGAACAACAACAAGGUUUUCCAGAAUUGAUUAUUUCUCCUCGUCCGGCUGUACCGGUUAGCGACAAAGACGAACAUCAGCAAUGGUCGCAGCAUCGCGAGCAAGAGAUCCCUGGACAACGUCCUGUGCUUGAGCGUUCGCAAUCGAACAAACCAUCGGUUGAAAACGUUGCCGAAGAAUAUUUUGGAUCGAGCAAUCUAAACGUUCAAGCGCGAAAACCAUUCGUGGGUCAAAGCGAAAUGGGAGGUGGUCAGCCUUCGAUUCCAAACCCACAAGAGCAGCAGACUGAAUAUCAAAAGACGUACUUUCUUCCCACUCAACCGGAGUUAAAUGAUUUUAAGUCGAGCCAGCUUAAACCUGAACGAGAACAGCAUCCCUCUGACGCGCAGCCGUGGAAACAGUCUGGUCUGUCCUGGGAAGAUUCCCAAGGUUCUACGAAUCAGAUGCAAAACCACCGUCAAGAGGGACAAGACGCCUAUCAGCCGAGCCUAAUGCGACCUGAUGCGUACCAACCAGGCCAACCUAAACCGGAUGCCGAGCGGCAACUGUCGUAUUAUGGGCAACAAUUGAGCCAGCCGAAUUGGCAAGGCUCUCAGCCCAGCGAGCCGAAACCUGAAUUGGUCAAACCGAAGCCGGUUGAUUUGCAACCAGCACCUGAGGUAGGAUUUGAAACGCAGUACCAGCAGCAUCGGACGCAGGACGGACAACGGCCACUUAAACCAAACCAAGUAAGACCCGAUGCUCAGCAAGCCAGCCAAUCCAGACCUGAUUUUGGUCCACAAAUGGCGCUGUUUGGACAGCAACCUUUCCAAUCGGGUCAACCAAGGCCUGAUGGUGGGUAUCAAAUGCCUAACUUUGGGCAGUGGUCCGGCGAAGGACAACAACAUUUCCCUUCGAACCAGCCAAACAUAGAGAAGCUCAUGCCGAACGUUCCGAAACCUUUCCAACCUAAGCCCCAAGAAUUUCAGCUGGUCCCUCAGGAGCCCGAAAAAGGGUAUCAAAUGUCAUAUCAGCUCCCACGUCCCCAAGAGGAACAGUCUCCGUACAAACCGAAGCCGGUGCGGCCAGAUGCAUACCAACCAAGCCAACCGAAACCUGACGCAGAACCUCAGCUGCCAUUCAAUGGCCAAUGGCCGCAUGAUGGGCCUCAGCCUUUCAAGCCAACUCAGCCGAAGCCAGUGAACGAACGUCCGGUGCAGUACUGGGGACAGGCUCCGACAAAUGAGCAGUCUACAGUUCAAUCACAAAAGCCAUCGGAAAUAGCGAAGCCACAACUGGAAAACAAACCUCCUGCCUUCCAAAACUCGCCAAACUAUCCAUACCAGCAGCCUUUUGAAGGAAAUCAAGCACCUUUCCCGCUGGAACAGGGAGCUCCCGGAAGUUUGUUUGGAUCGCAGUCGCCAGUGAAACCGAGGUACCCGGGUGAACAAGCCAUUGAUACUCCUUGGCAAGCCUCGCCGCCUAACCGAGCUCCUCAGCCGCAAGUAAACCGUCAGCCUCAACCUCAGCGGAAUCCGGAACGACCGAUUCGUCCUGCCGAGCGUGAGCAAGAACAAACGCAAUACCAACCUAAUCGCAUGCCAACGAAUCCCUGGGAGAUGCAAAAUCAGCAGCAGCAGCAGCAAUAUCAAGAGCAACAGUAUGAGCCACAGCUACAAAAUCAACAUAAGCAGCAACAGAACCAACAGCAGCAGCAGCAACAACAGCAGUAUCAGUUACAGCAGCAGCAACAGCAACAACUGCUGCAACAGCAAUUGCAACAGCAGCAUCAACAACUGCAGCAGCAACAAAAACUACAGCAGCAA